This is a messenger RNA of Anisakis simplex (herring worm), 1836 nucleotides long. NCBI's taxonomy places the organism in Eukaryota, Metazoa, Nematoda, Chromadorea, Rhabditida, Anisakidae. The record is from the annotation of a GenBank genome assembly.
AUGGUAAUUAAUGAGGGUCGUUCGAAUGGAUUAAGUGAUUUAUUCUAUCAAUUAUUGCAGAGUAUCGGAUAUGUGUCAUUACGAAUCGAUGAGAUGUCUCCACGAAUGCUUGACAUCGGAGAGAAUUAUGAACAAACGCGAGAUUUACUCGACAUUCACGAAGAUCUCAUGAAUAGGCUUAAGAGUAAGGAGGAUCAAGUUGAAGAGCUGCUAGCUCGAGCGGAUAAUUUGGUUACCCAACAGGCUGAACCAGAUGUAGCAGUAUAUGAGGCAAUGGCCGAAAGUCUAGGAUCAGCGUGGAAAGAAUUGAAUCGUCAAUUGCAAUUGAGAGGAUAUCUUCUCAAAGAGGCACUUAAAUUUUACGAGUACGCGCAACAGCAUGAACGGGAUAACAAGGAUUUUACAGAUCUAAUUGGAUUGACAGCAACAGCGUUGGAUAGUGGUGCUGAUAUAAUUUCACAAAUCCGUGUUCUGGGCACAAUGGCCGAUAACGUUGAGCUAGCCAAAGAGACCGCCGAUGCUUGCCUUCAAAUCGAAAAAUUCAUGCUCAGGAUGGCUAUGGAAUGGGAGCAUAUUGAAGAGGCUUGGAAGAAUGAGCAAGCGAAACUGGGAUCGCAGAUCGAUGAAACAAAUGCGUUGGUGGCGAAGGUCGAUGAUAUUGAGCAAUGGUUGAAAAAUGCUCGUACACAGUUCGAAAACGGCUACGAUUACAACUCACUGAAACAACAAGCGAUCCAACAGCGCUCAGAAGUUGACAAGAUAAUGCGUGAAGUACAACAAGAAAGUGUGAAGAAUGCAAGUUUGGCAGGACGUGUGGCCCAGCUGCAAAAUGAUAUCGAAAAUUUGAUACGCGAUAUUGAGGUCCGCAGCGCCGAUUUGGAGCGCUGUCGACACUUUAUCACAUCGGCUAAUUCAUGGAUGGUAUGCACCAUCCAACAUUUGCUACCUCUUCGAUGUACUAAUGUUCANAUGGCUGGUGAGUUGGCACCGUUGGCUCAUCAAAAGGCACAAGUUCUGAUCGAUGAAGGACGAUCGCUGUCACACCUCGACUCGAGUGUCUCUCGAAUCGUCACUGAACUUGAACAGAAACUACAACAUCUCGAACGACUCGCAAAUGAGCGUAUCAAUGAAGCUAGUGAUCAUUUUAAACAAGAGUUGUACCGUCUGGAAUCGUGGACAAAUGAUGUGGCGGAAACAUUCGUUGCAUCGCACGGACGAAUGGGAGGCGAUGGCAAGGAUGCAAAUGAAUUUUAUAACUCACAUAAAAACUUCUUCAAUGAAAUCAUCAACAAAGAGUCUGCCAUCAAAACAUUAGCGAAUCGUUCACACGAAUUAUCGGAUUCCGAUCGAAGAAAGCUAUUCAAAUUUCAAUCGCGAUUUGAAAGUCUGAAACAAAUUAUUGAGUCGCGAGUAGCGCUCGGUAACGCUUUUUAUCAGGUGCAUAAAUUUGCGAAAGAGUUGGAAUGCUCAUUCGAGAGUUUGGAUGCAUUGCUCAGUUCGAAUCGUAACUUUACCAAUCCGAAACUCACCGCACAAAUGAACGAAGUCUUUCGGAUGAUUGAAGAGACACUCACUCAAGAGAGACAACAAGGCGAGAAAUUUGUGGCAUCCGUGAAAGAAUCAGCAAAAACAGAUGCGAAGUUGCGCGUUGAGAAUGCGAUUGAAUGGGUGCACAACAUGUUGAAUGAACAUGAACGCAGAUUCUAUACGGUCAACGAACACUGGCGAAACUGGCAAGACAAUCGAGUUCAUGAAGAGAAAGUUGUUCGUAUGGUUGAGGAGGUAGGUUCAAAUGUGGCAAGAGGAAUCAGUGGAGAUCGUACGUAUAUUGAUUGA